GCCCCUCGCCGAAGGGGCAGCGGUGAUUCGGCACGAGGCCGGAGCCGGCGCGUGGGCGGGGCCGUUGUUGCCGUUGGAAAGCGGCUCCUUUUGUGUUUUCCCCCACAAUGCACUAGCGCCUCCUCCUCCUCCUCCGCGGGAAAGCAAAAUGGCGAAGGGCUGCGGUGGAGGCGAAGGGCUGCCCGUGAGGCUGCCUUGAGCUUCGUCCUCGUCCAGCCCACCCCCCCUCUCCCCGGUCCAACGGCCUUAUAGAGCCCCCUCUCCACCCCCACCGCCCCCGUGAGGCGGUUGGUUCGCGAGGAGCCCGGCCGGCGGGAGGCUUCUCUCGGGAGGAGCGCGUUGAGCUCACUUGAUUUCCCUGUAUGAAGCGGGUGGCCCCACCGGAGAGACCGAAUGAGGUGGGUGAAGGGAGCGGGGAGGGGGGAGGGGGGGUCCCGGGAAGGGGAAGGGAAGCCCCCCCCCCUCGGCUGGCGCAGGGAGCGGGAGAAAGAGCUCGGCUCCGUCUCCCCUCCCCUCCGCGCCAUCAGUUUCCUCCGCUGGCUGGAUUUCCUUUCUCUGUUCUCCCCAAAUCCGGUUUUGUUGGGUGGAGGGAACCGACAUCACGAAGGCCUCUCUCUCUCUCCCACCCCCACCCUCCACUCCGACCUUAUUUUUAAUUGUGCUUUGUUAAAAGAAGGCGGGGAGGGGUGUGUUUGGGUAAUAUUACUGGCGACAUAAAAGCUGUAUUUGUGGGCUUGAAGGGGCUUCUGGUUGUAUUCCCCCUCCCCACCUUCCAACCUGGAGACCAAAACAAAGGCGAGGGCCUCCCGGGUGGGGGUGGGGAAGAGGGUGGCACUUUGAUAGCUCGUGGCGACCUCGACUCCCAGAGAACGGGGAAGUUUCCUGGCUUUGUUGAUCCGUACCUAUGAACGAGCCGCGGCGUUUUGUUGUUUUUUUGUUAUGAUCGUCGCUCUUUGCCUGUGUAGAUGUUUAUGCGGUGUUUAGAAAAUGAGGGGGUCCGGUAAUUUUAGACUCUGGAUUUGCAAACCCCCCCCCCCCAAUAAAGAUGAUAUUGCAUAUUAUUUCAAAGGGUGCUCGUUACUCUCCUUCUCUUCAUCUCAUGUUUAUAGUUUUAACACAUUCCUGGUAUGUUAGAGCAAAAGAAGUUUAGCAGCCCUGAGAUAGAUAAAUGGCCACACACACACACACACAGUCUUCUAAAAGAGGCCUCAUGGAAUAUGUGUACUCUGUAUCCGUGGGGCCUCUUUUAAAGGACUCACCGUGUGUGUGUGUGUGUGUGUGUGUGUGUGUACACAUACACACACGCUUAGGCUCGAUCCUCAUGAUGGGCAAAAGAUUCCUGCAUUGCAGGGGGUAGGACUAGAUGAUUCCUUGUGGUCCCUUCCUACUUGUGAUUAAUUGCAAUUUCUGUCCAGCUGCUGUUUGCUUAGUGGUCUUAGUUGAUGUCCUUCCGCUGUCACUUAACCGCUAUUGCAAUGUAUUUUAUGGUUUUUUUUUCUUUGAUGUGGAUAGCACAGAUUACAUUCUGGUUUUCAAAUGUUACUGUGCCACUCAUCUCAGUGUUUUGGUUGUUCGUUCCUUAUGUGAAAAGCAGAUUCAGUUCAUGAAUUAAAUUGAGGGUGUCCUCUUUUCUUUGGGGGAAAAUCAGUUUCACAAGCUUUUAACUCAUUUCUGGGAUGCUAAAUUCUCCACUAUGACUGCCAGCCUCUCUUUAGAAUUCCUGAACUCCAAGUGCUCUGUGGCAGUAUGGUGGAAUUGGAGCAGCAGUAUGUAAGAAAACUAUCUUGAGAAAGUCCAGAUAAGUGGGGCAUGGCAACCCUCCUGGUUAACAAAGGUAAUAGGUGUAUAUAUAUCCCACCCUUUCUCUGAGGAGCUCAAGGCAGCAUACAUAGGUCUCUCCACACCCUUUUAUCCUUGCAGAAACCCUGAAGAUGGUUAGGCUGAGUACAGUGCGAUUGCAUCUUGCACAGUGGGUACAUUUUGGGGAUGGUGCACAUACACAAAAAUACAUAUACUCGAACAACCCCCUUGGAACCGCUUCCAUGCAAUCAAUCUUACCUACUGGAGGUGAUGCACCAAAUGGGUCUUACUCCAACAAGCAAGGCAGAGAGCUUUUAAGUUGUCAGUCUUGCUUACCAGACUCUGGGAGGCUCUCAGAAGAUCUUGUGAGAGGCACCCAUAGCCUGGUAAGCAAGACUAAGAGCUUAAAAGCUUUCCACCCUAGGAAAACCCUGUGCAAGAAGAGCUUCUAAGCUCUUCAGCAUCCAUGCAUUUAAAUUGUGUAAUUUUAGCCAGCUGGCUUUCAACUGCAUAAAGCUGAAAUUGCAUGUGUUAAAUGUGUGUAAGUUGCAGGUUACCUGUACAGGCAGUCAUUGUGACACCCCAAAAACCAAGCCUCCACUACACUAUACAAUGAAAAUUAUCAGUUAUUAUUUGGUGAAGAAAAAGGGAGAGCCAGUAUUGUGAAAGAGCAACAUAUCUCAACCUUGGGUCCCCAGAUGUUGGACGACAACUCCCAUCAUCCCUAGCUAGCAGGACCAGUGGUCAGGGAUGAUGGGAGUUGUAGUCCCAACAACAUCUGGGGACCUAAGGUUGAGAAAGGUUGGUUAGAGGUUAAGAGUAGUAGGACUUUGGAGAGUUGGAUUCAAGUGCUUCUUCAGCUGUGAAGAUUACUGGGUUCCCAUGGGCUAGCUCAGGGGUCGGCAAGGUUUACCUUCCCUGGGCUGGUUCACUCCAGCGGAGAUCCCACCGUGGGCCGGAUUGUACACGUGUGUGAGCGCGCAUGCGAUUUCUGCCACCGCGGAAGCAAGUCCCCGCACCGUGUUGCACUGGUUUAGCGCAGUGGGGGGAGGUCUUGCCGAGCAGGUGGCUCGGUUUGAGGGCAUGGGCCAGUUAAACAACCCAUGUGGACCAAUUGUGGCCCAUGGGCCUUACGUUUCCUACCCCUGGGCUAGCUAGUCACUUAGUCUUCGCCUAAUUUCUUCACAAGAUUGUUGAGAAGAAGAGGAGUUUGGAUUUGAUAUCCUGCUUUCUCACUACCGUAAGGAGUCUCAAAGCAGCUAACAAUCUCCUUUCCCAUCCUCCCCCACAACAAACACUCUGUGAGAUGAGUGGGGCUGAGAGACUUCAGAGAAAUGUGACAUGCCCAAGGUCACCCAGCAGCUGCAUGUGGAGGAGUGGGGAAGCGAACCAGCCAUGUAGGGUGCCUUGAGCUCCUUGUAAGAAAUAUAGUAUAUAAUUAAUUGAUUAAAAAAUAUAUUCCAGGUAGGUGUUAUUUAUCUACUGGAAUAUUUUGGUAAUUAAUCUAACUAUUUAACGAGGUUGCGGGGACUGCAGUCUUACUGAGGGCACAUUAGCAUGGGACUGGGUAUUGGGGAAGCAUAUUUUUUCUGAUAUAUUAAUUGGUAUAGUCAAGAUAAGUGCACCCCUGCAUUGUCUACAACAAAUGAAAGAAUUUGUGGAUUCAGUGAUAGUAAUAAAAUCAACACAUGGAAGCUUGGUUGCUUGUGAAGCCCACAAACCAGGGGGAGCAUAGCAGCCUCAGACUUCUGUGUAAAAAAGUAAGGUAGUCACUUCCUACAAAGUUCAUUGCACAGCACACAGUUCCUUACCUGCUCUAUUUAGUUGUUUAUUUACACACUUAUUAUAUCACUUUAACUACAGUAACCUCUAAGUAGUUUGCACCCACACUGUCCUUGUUGUCCACCGUAAGGGUUCUAGGUGGAGGUCUUCCUAGCUAGAAUACACACAAUUGCUAGAACUGCCUGGGACUGAACAUGUUAUGUUACAUGCAAAAACAUGAAAUGUAAUACAGGCAAACUGCCUUUUUGUGCACAUUCAAAGAAUCUUGGCCGCUUUCAGACCCGGAAGAGGGCAAAAUGGGGGCACAGCAGGCUUAUGCUCACUGUGGUGAGUGUAGUGGUGGUGUAGUGGUUAAGAGCGGUAGAUUCGUAAUCUGGGGAACCGGGUUCGUGUCUCCACUCCUCCACAUGCAGCUGCUGGGUGACCUUGGGCCAGUCACACUUCUUUGAAGUCUCUCAGCCCCACUCACCUCACAGAGUGUUGUGGGGGAGGAAGGGAAAGGAGAAUGUUAGCCGCUUUGAGACUCCUUCAGGUAGUGAUAAAGCGGGAUAUCAAAUCCAAACUCCUCCUCCUCCUCUUCUUCUAACAAGCACAAUGACAUAUGAAUGCAUCUCAGUUUUCAGUCCAAACUUUGGAAAAGGAAAAAAGAAAAGCUAUACUCUGUUAUCUGUAUGUUUUCUUUAUUUUAACUUGAAGACUAAUGGACAGGUUGUCCCAGUCCUCAAAAUCCCUUGUGCUUCUUAUCGAAACAAGAGAGGGUCUCCAGCUCUUAUCUAAGCCUUACCUCUUCAUUGAGGCAUUGACUUCCUUCUGCAGAACAGAAGGAUUGGUGAUUGCCAUGUUCCAUUCCUCAUUACCUCACAGCUGCUUCCUGGCUGCUGUUGACAUUCCCUGAAGCAUGUGAAGUGGUCAUUGGUGGCCAGUUAACAUCUCAUCUACCUUCAGUAGCCAGCAACCAUUUGCAUGGCAGACAAGUUGAGUCCCCAUCACUUACUUCUAUAUCAUACAGCAUGUAGAGCGGCUUCAUUGCUGGGUCCUCAUUAUUAAGCAGUUGAAAUGGGACUCUGGAAGCAGGGCUGUGGCAUCCUGUAGGUCUACUUGGAGUCCAAUAGAGUCAGUUGCAGCAAGCCCUUCUCAGAGCAGCGGCAACACAGAAUUUUAACCUUUUCCUGCUUACCAACUUGCUCGAGCAGAAGAAUACGUGCGGGAGCAAGCUCAACUUGCUUUGUGCGGUGGCGCUUCAUCAUCUUGUGUGCACAGUGUGAACAUGUGUAAGUCUCAGUCUGCUGCAUCUGUGUGUCAUGUUUUCUGAUAGUUGUGGUGUGCAGAAAGGGGAAGUACCACCUUCUGGAUUACCAGCAUCAGUUGGUGGCAGUGUAGGAGGAAAUGGGGGUGGGGUGGGGGGAGACCGCUUCUAUUGCCAUGAUCUGCUCUAGACUUUGCCAGCUCUGUUUCUGCCCCCAGUUUAGUCUUGUCCAGCUACCUCUGCAGUACUUUACCAUUUCGCCUCAGUGUUGCACUAUUGCUCUCGUGUUUUGUUUGCACUGAGCUGAGAGCUAGAUAGCAGUGCCACUGAUCAGCUGUGAACAUCUACUCCUUAUGCAGUUCUUCCAAGCUACCAACCUCAUCCUGGUGCACUUCUAGUUCCAUGCACAUUUAGAAAUCAUAUGUAUUUAGAAACCAAUGUAACCAGCUUUGUGUUUUUGUUUGGAGAAAGUUGGGUAUAUAUAUAAUUUUUUUGUAAUUCAGCCAAUUGAGGUCUAGAUGAAUGCAGAUAUAUAUCAACUGUGGGAGCAGAAGCCCACUUCCCUAUGUGGAUUUCCAAUAGUUUCUCCUUCCAUCACUAAGAAAGUGAUUGCGUAUUAAAAGGAAAAUAUUAUUCUCUCGUGUCAUUGAUGGUAUGACGGAAGAUUACCUUUUUUACUACUGUUUUCAUAAGCAUAACACUUGACAAUCACAAAAACGUCAUAAUUUGCUUAUCUCAAAAAAUGAUUAUACAAGUAUUAGUGGUAUAUUGACUUUUCUUAAUGAUGACAUUGCCUUUUUAAAUUAUUGGGGUAUAUUUGGAUAUUGGCAACCAAAUGCAAGUUUGUAGUAUUAGCAUAAAUUUAGAAUUGCAGUUUGAAUAUCCUAAGUAGCCAUGACCAGUGGAUUGUCACUUGGUAAAAAAGUAAAAUGGGCCUUCUUGGUGAUAGCACCCACUCUCCAGAACGCUUUCUCCCAGGUAAUUGGGAUGGAAGCAGCAAUGAUCUCUAAAACAUAUUCAGCAAACCUUUACUCAAAAGUAGACCCAUUAAUUUCAUUGUUUGUUCUGAAUAAAACUUAGCUGAAUACCACCCUAUAUGUUUAUCCAAGCUUUCCUGGGCUCUUGAUUAUUUUCUUUUUCUUUUUUUCUUUUUUAAAGGGGUUUUAUUUGUGAUACAUAUUUUGCUUUUUUAUCUAGUUUUUAGGUAUUUUUAAAUUGAAUUUUGUAUUUUUAUGUGGACUGCUUAAAAUACUGUGGAGCAAGCCCCAUUGAACACAGCGGGGCUUCGUACAGUCAUACCUCUGGAUAAAUAUGCUUCAGGAUAAGUAUUUUCGGGUUGCGCUCCACGGCGACCCGGAAGUAACAGGGUGCGUUACUUCCGGGUUUCGCCGCAUGCGCAGACGGUCAAAAUGACGUCAUGAGCGGAAGCAGUGAAACGCGAUGUGCAGUCGCGUCUUACAUUCUACUCAGGAUGCGAACGGGGCUCCAGAACAGAUCCCGUUCGCAUCCUGAGGUACCACUGUAGUGAACAUGAGUAGGAUUAUCAUAAUGCUAAUUUUAUUAUUUGUAGCAUACCCAUCUGACUGGGUUGCCCCAGGCAGUAUGGGUGGCUUCCAGCAUAUAUAAGAACAUAAUAGAACAUUAUGUUCUCUUUUAACACAAUUCUGUACUUGUCAAGAUUGUUGUUGUGUUGUGUACAGCUGAUUUUGGGGGCUCUUCUAUCAGUAGACAUUUUCAAUGGAUGAGUUCCAUCCCUCUAUCCCAGUGUUCCCCAGUGGGUACAGGGAAGAUGAGGCUAGCCUAAUUCACUUGUUAAAAUUUGGUAGAUAAAUUAUUGAGUGCAGGGGAACACUCUUUCAUUAAUACCACAUUCUCCUUUUCACUGUGUGCGGAAAGUUGGAAUUCAUGAUUUACCUGGCACUGCAUCCACCCCAAAAUUUAGAAGCCAAGAGCAGUGUUUGCUCUAUUUCCUUACAACUUUUUGUAAGUACCUUGGUUAUGGUUUUGUGUUCUGAUGUGUUAUGCAAAUACUCAUUGAACAAGUACAGCAUCGCACUUGCAGAGUGAAAGGAAGCAUUUUGCAUUUGUUGCUAUACUCUAAAUAGAAAAUUAAAAAUGACAUUGAUUUUUAUUAUUACAAGUGGCACCAAAUGACCAUUUUACUCGUUAGUUGUGCAAGUAAUUCAGAUGACAUCCUAAAAUAUAGGCUUAGCAUGUGCAAGUUUCACUGCUUACGGAUCGGUUCUACUUGAGUAUUUGGAAAGUACUGCAAAGAGACAGGUUGUAAAGGAAAUUUCAGAGGAUUAUAUUGGCAGUAGAAAUGGCAGAACUUUGAUGUUUACAACUUAAUCUUUACAUCCAGGAAUAUGACCUAUUUCCCCAGCCCUGUAUUUUGAUAUUGCACUAGCUACAAUUCCCUAGGAGAAAGGCUAACUUCACCUUUCAUAUUCACAUCUCAGAUUUUUCUUCAGAUAAGUUCUGCUUUCAGUCCCACUCCUAUUUUGAGUACUCUCUUUUUUCAGUAUAUUAACUUAAUUAGAUUGUAUUUAUUUGCAGUUUUCUGAUGGCUUUUAACUGGAGGGUUGCAAGGUGCAAAGAGGGCUUUAUAUUUUUACUACAAGAAGAAGAGCAAGUGACAAAUUAUUCAUAUUAAUUCUACAUUUGUUUUUGUUCUUACUUUAGAGACUCUACGGGGGUGGGUAAUUCAGUGGUCCACAAGCGGUCUCCUUUACGCCGAAACCAAAAACCACCAACGUCCUUGACCAAACUGUCCUCGCGGGAUGGACAGAAAACCAAAAAGCCAGUGUGCAAAUUUGAAGAAGGUCAAGAUGUCCUAGCUAGAUGGUCAGAUGGCUUGUUUUAUCUUGGAACUAUCAAAAAGGUAAUUUGUGUCCAGCAGCCUUGUAAAAUUAUCACACUUCUGAGGCUGUGCCACCUAAACACUAACAUUUAUUCUCCUUUUCAGAUAAACAAACUUAAGCAGAGCUGCUUCAUUAUAUUUGAAGACAGUUCCAAAUCCUGGGUUCUCUGGAAGGACAUACAAACAGGCAAGAACCUUACUUUAUUUUUAUUGACACUUUGAAAUUUCAGACCUCAUCUAUUUCCAGUCUUGUCCCAGUGAGAGACCCCAUAGGAGGGAACAGAAUACAGUGGUGCCUCGCAAGACGAAAUUAAUCCGUUCCGCGAGAGUCUUCGUCUAGCGGUUUUUUCGUCUUGCGAAGCAAGCCCAUUGACGGAUUAGCGCUAUUAGCGCUAUUAGCGGUUUAGCGGCUAUGAAAGGCUUAAAGGCUUAGGGGAUUAGCUGCUAAAAGGCUAUUAAAGGCUAUUAAAGGCUUAGCAGAUUAGAUAAAGGGGGGGGAAAGCGAAAAAAAAAUCUCAAGACUCGGAAGGUAUUUUCGUCUUGCGAAGCAAGCCCAUAGGGGAAUUCGUCCUGCGAAGCAACUUCAAAACGGAAAACCCUUUCGUCUAGCGGUGUUUCCGUCUUGCGAGGCAUUCGUCUUGCGGGGCACCACUGUAAAGUUGAAGGCUUGGUCAGGGAGUUUGCGUUAAUAGACACUUUAGGUCCCUUUUUGACAACUCUGCAUUGAUCUUGGAUGGGCAACAUUUAUCAGCAUUGGCCUUAAAGCAGGCAUAGGCAAACGCCAGCCCUCCAGAUGUUUGGGACUACAGUUCCCAUCACCCCUGACCACUGGUCCUGUUAGCUAGGGGUGAUGGGAAUUGUAGCCCCAAACACCUGGAGGGCCGGAAUUUGCCUAUGCCUGCCUUAAAGUCUUAUCUCCUUCGAUUUCUUAUGUCUGUGCUGGAAGAAAGACCUGGCUGAGCCAUCUGUAUGGCAAUGUCCUGUUUGAGGAACUGCCCCAGGGAAGUGCAUCUGCUGCUGUUUAGAUGUAAACAGCUGGUCCCCAAAACAUGAUUAGCUAUUGCAGUCAUUUUUACACUGGUCGUCAUCCUGAGCUUUUAUAGGAAAGAGGUGAAGAGGGUGAUAUAAAAAUGAAUUUAAUAAUAACAUGUAGUUUUAUUCCGCGAGCUGGCUGGCGGUGUGCAGCUUUCCCCCCCCCCCCAAGAUGCGGGCAGGAAACACCCCCCAGAUUGCUCCCCACUUGCUGCAGCAUUGAGGGAAGCCGCACUUCCGCCAACCGUAUGGUUGGCGGCGCCCUCCUUCUCCCCCCCCCCCCCACAUGCCACUAUCGGUGUAUUGGACAACCCCUGUUUUUUUAUGCGAUUUUUGAGUCAAAAAACCUUGUCCAAUACAUGGAAAAAUACGGUAAUAUAACUGGUAUCCAUUUAGUGUAUGUAUUUUAUUUAUUUAAUGUAAACCAUACCAUUUUAUCUUUUUAGGAGCUACUGAAAGUGGGGAAAUGGUCUGUACAAUAUGCCAGGAAGAAUAUUCAGAAGCACCCAAUGAAAUGGUUAUUUGUGAUAAGUGUGGUCAAGGUAAAGUGAACUUCUUAAUGUGCAGAACUUUUUUAAAAUUCAGGAUCAUAUUACACAGUGUCACUCAGCUGAUGGCAAGGGUUCCAUCAGCAAAAGAGGAAGGGGAUUUUAUCUUAUUAUGUAUCUUGUUUAUUUAUUUAGCCAAUUCACUAUUUCCUCCAUAGCCUUUCAUAUGCUCUUGAAGCUAAUCCACAGGUUCCCUUAAUAUUCUGGAGCAGAUUGCUGGAGGCAGGGGUUUGCAGAAAAUUGCUCCCCUUCCUGUUUUGCUGAUGGAAGACUUACCAUCAGCUGAGUGACACAGUUAAGUUAGUGUUGUGUCCGCUGUAAGUACAUGGGGUGAGAUGGAGUGUUGUGCCAGCAGACCUGACAGGUCUUCCUCGUCCUUCUCUUCCCUUCUCCAGCUGGAGGGUCCUCUAGCCCUUCAGAGCAGAUUUGGAUGGCAGAGGUGUGUGUGUGUGUGUGUGUGUGUGUGUGGUGUGUAGGAGAGGAAUUGGAAGUUCACUUGUAGGUCUGUUACAUAAGCAGGCUGGCACUGUUACAUGUCGUCCUAUUGAUACGGUUGUGUACAUAUGGGAUAUGUAUUCUACCUCUUGACAUAAAAUACAUUUGAAUUAUAAUGUAAAUCAGAAGAUGGAUUGGGUUUUCUUUAUUGCCAUAAAGGUUAAGAUGGCAAGGGUGUUUAGUAACCUUAGAGUAAUAAUAAUAAAAAAAAUCUUUUUAAAUUCAGGUUAUCACCAGCUGUGUCACACACCAAAUAUUGAUUCCAGCGUGAUAGAUUCAGAUGAUAAAUGGCUUUGCCGGCAGUGUGUCUUUGCAACAACAACAAAGGUAAGUUAUCCACUUAGUGAAGUGACUACAGUUUAAAUUUGAACUUGAUUUUGUAUAGUAGUGGUCGCUGCUUCAAUCUGUUUUAUUCCAGAGAGGUGGCGCACUUAAGAAAGGACCAAAUGCCAAAGCACUGCAAGUCAUGAAGCAGACAUUGCCUUACAAUGUAUCCGACCUUGAAUGGGAUGCAGGCCAUAAAACAAAUGCCCAACAGUGUUAUUGCUACUGUGGAGGUCCUGGAGAGUAAGCAUGUUGAAACUCUUAUGAAAAGAUUUUCUCUCAGAUUUAUUGCUGUAUAUUCUGUUAAAUGCCAGUAAUCUAUAUGAGAGCUGAAUGCUGUGUUCUGUUCCAGAAAUAUUACGUAUAUAUUUAUAAGGCAAUUUUACUACAGUAAUGGCCUUCAUUACUAGGCUUUCAUUACACUUUCUGUUCAGUUUUAAAGUCUGCAUUCAUAAAAAUAGGAUUGUUAAGCUCACGUUUCUACACGUUUAACUUGGGAGCAAGCUUCAUUAAACACAUUGGGUUGUAUUCAACUAAGUCCUACUUGGAGUAGAGCAGACCCACAGAAAUUAAUGAACCCAGGGUUAUGUUCAUUACCUUAAGUGAGUCUACUCUAAAUAGGACUAGCAUUGAAUAUCACCCAGUGGGAGUUACUUUCAAGUAAACAUGCAUAAUAUUAAGCCACACAUUUUCAGUUGGAGUAAAAUUAUGAUAAAAUUUCCUUCAGCUUUUUGCCCGCUAAGUGUCACUUUUCCAUUUACUGAAAUGGAAUGGAUUUCAUCCAGAUCUGCCAUGCGCUUCCACUCAUCACCUUUCUUUCCUCCCACCCACAGCCUCCUACAGGCCCUCAAAAUCUCCUGCGGGAGGUUGGGGGAUUCUCCAGAGCCAGUUUUUUGGGGGAAGGGCUGCAGUGAGAAGGAGAGAAAGGUGAAACCAUGUCCCAUGAGCAGAAGUCUGUUUGCCCAAAUUUGGAUUCUGCCCCAUGCGUUUGCACUUCAGUAGGGAACACGUAACACAUUCCAAUUCAAUUCUUUCCUUUCUUCCUUCUGUUAACGAAGCUGGUAUUUAAAGAUGCUACAGUGCUGCAAAUGCAAACAGUGGUUUCAUGAGGCUUGUGUGCAGUGCCUCCAAAAGCCAAUGCUGUUUGGUGACAGGUAAGGUGUAUUUUCUUGAUCCUACUUGUGUUUGUCAGGGUUUUAUUCUGGGGGGCAGGCCAGGGGGAGACACAAGGAAAGAAUGCAUUUAUACCUAUAGCAUCAUAAUACUAUUAUUUUCUGCACACUUGCAGUUAUGACAUGUGGUGAUGUUCUUAUUGCUGUUCUUUAUUAGGAUUGUAUUAGUUCUAUAUUUUUAUUUGUAAUUUGUUACAGAAAGACAGAAUAUAUACCUAGCUAUGUAUUUAGUUAGCCGGUAUAAAUAAAGUUACCUAGAUAAAGAUUCAGUUAUCUUAACAAUUAUAUUUAUAAUAACCGCUCGUUAUGCAAAAAUUCAGUUAUCCAAACAUAAAGAAUUGUGUCCAAACCUCACUAUAAACGCCACAGAUUCAGAUAUCCAAACAACCUUUUCUGUGCUUUGUUGGUUGACUGCAGCCGUUUGUGGGCAGAAACUAUGGAGGGAGUGGGGAAUGAGACAAAUGAGAGAGCAGGAAAGAUCGGACAAAUCAGUUUUUCCUUUGUCUCUCUUUUGCUGGUUGGCUGCAGGCAUUUCGGGAAGAAACCAUAGAGGGUAGGUGAAGAGGUCAGACAAAUCCAGAUUAGAAAUGUUCCCAUAAGAAACAAUAUGGACUUGUUUUGUGAACGCUCACUUAACGAACAAUUUUCAGGGAAUGCAUUGUGUUUGAUAACCGGGACUUGCAUGUAUAUAAAACAAAGGAAGCAUUUUAAGUUCACAAAUCUAGAUAACUUUAUUAAUUAUUGGAUAUGCUACUAAGUAGUAUGUAUUGGCUCCUUUGGGCUUUGAAGUCAUAGACAUCGUGAAUAUGUUGCUACAAGUAAGUACCUUCUCAGCAAUUAAUUUUUUGGUUAUUUUUAGGUUUUAUACAUUCAUUUGUUCAGUUUGUAGUUCUGGACCAGAAUACCUCAAACGUUUACCCUUGCAAUGGUAAGUACAAUGUUGCACUGGAGGAAAUCAUUCAGUAACCUAAUAAUUCAGGAAGUUGUUUUUAGUUGGUUCUCGUAACGUGCCUUUCGCUAAUGUUUCUGGGGCAAGGGCCCCAUUGACUCAUGAUCAGGCUUCUAGGGGUCAGAUGUCAAAGUUGGCAUGGCCAAGGAAGGUGCAAUCAGUUUUAAAGGUUUUUCUAAGGGACAUAUUUGGGGGUUUUGUAAGGUCACAAAAAUGUUUUGGCAGCACAGAAUUGCAGUAGGGGGCACGUGAGAGUGGUCAGUUAAAAUACUUUUUUAAAAAAUGACUUAAGGGAGGUGAUGUUGAAGGAUGACAAAAAAACUGGGUAUCACAGCAGGGCACAGAUUAGCCACCCUUGCUGUAAACAAAGCACAAAUAGUCCUGUAGUAAGUUUGUGAACAAUUACUGUUAUUAGUAUAUUCUUCCUCUCUGGCUUCAUAUUGAGAAACAGAAAUAAAAUGUCUAGUAAGUGGUCAUUCUUAACAUAUAAUAAAAAGGUAAGGCUGUUGUCAGUUUUCUUGGUCACCAGCAGGUAGUGCUGUGAAAUAUGGCAUGACAGCAGACUUCUGCAAGCUGCUAGGCCAUCAUAUCAGUGUUGGAGGGUGAGAAGGGAUGUGGUGGAGAGAGAGGAAGGCUCUCCAGCUGUAGUCCUGUUCUUCUCUUGGCCUCACUUCCCACCUCUUCUGCUGAAUUUCAGACAGUGUCAUUGGUGUGAAGCAGGCAGUAUGAGCAGGGGAGGGGAGAGCAGGGAUUGGAGAAGGGGAGUUGUCAAGGGAGCGGGAGGUAGGCCUGGCUGGCAGGCAAAGCAAGCUGGGGCACGGCCCCAGUAGUUUAUAAAGUUGUAAAGUUCCUUAAUGUAGCACAGUAAGCUGGCUGAUUUAUGAAGAGCCACAUCACUACUUUAGCCAGGUGGGGUUCAUACCUAUGAAUUUUUUUUAUUUCCUAAUUGUUUUUAUUAAAACCUUUGGAAUUCUAGGGUAGAUAUAGCACACCUAUGCCUUUACAACCUAAGUGUUAUUCACAAAAAGAAAUACUUUGAUUCGGAGCUUGAACUCAUGACAUACAUUAAUGAAAACUGGGAUCGACUCCACCCUGGUGAGGUAAGUUGUUGAAAUGCUAUUGGUCAUCAGGUCAAACUGUUGUGAUCAGUAGACUUUUAAAAAAUGGGCUACUCCAUUUACAGAAUAUAUCAAGUGUAUAAAACUCCUGUUCUAAUGAAAUGAUAGCUGGUUUUCAGAAGAUUACGUUAGGGUUGUAAGCGAGGGACUUUAACAUGCACACCAGUAGCUACAAAAGGCUGUCAUUUAGCACAUUAAGCCAUAGUUUAAAACAAACAAUGGUUUAAUGUAAAUGAGCACUAUGUUGGUGCAGACUGCCUGAGAGUUCCUGCCGUGCUCCUCCAUUGUGGUUGCUACACCACAGACAAAGCAAAUCAGAGAGUGUGAUUUGUUUCUCUUCAACAAAUCAAGAAUGGUGACCAAGGAUUGUCCUUGGCUUACCACUCAUUGUUUGUCUGGAAAGAAACAAGUGUAUUUAGACAACAUUACAAUCCAAACACUGCAGGAACUUUGCACUGCUCAUUCAUAGUAAGCCACAGUUUUAAACAGUUGGUUUAAACUGGUUGUAGUUUCAUAUGAGAUGUGAUCCAGGCCAGUAAGAAGCUCUUAGUGCAACUUGUGGACUGCAUCGUGGCCUAAUUCCAACCCCACCUUUCCCUCUACUGUAAUUUACCAGUUGAUCAAGCAUUGUUGCCCAAUGUGUUUUCCCAUCAUUGUGCCACAUUACUGGCUGCUCUUGAUGUAUUGUGUAAUGUUGAUUUUUUGCAUUGUGGUUCUAGUUUUGUUUUUAAUGUUACAUUUCUGUUAUCUAUCCUGAGCUCUCAUGAAAGGAAGGGUGGGGUAUAAUAGGGAGGGGGAGGUUUAUGAAUGUGAUCAAGUCAUGGAAAAAGUUGUAAUACCGGUUACAGAAAAGAGUGAAGAGAAUUCAAGAAAGCCAGUGCAUGAGUUGGUGGCAGCCCCAUAGAAUCAUAGGGUUUUAUGCACAAAAUUGAAUGGAAACCGUGACAGUGGCCUGAAACAUAAUUUUAUGUACAGGCAACGACCGAUAAAUGUGCGCCUGAUUGACAGCGCCAAACACAGAAGUGACCUGAAAAUUUUGCUAAACAUACCACUAAAAGCCCCCCCCCCCACACUGCCAACAUGUGGGGGGGCUGGAAAACCCCCCCAUGCAAAGUGGUCAUCUCUAUUGUACAAGAUGACAGAGAUCCCACUGCACUAUUAGAAAAAACCCCAACCCCUUUAUUGCAUUUAUUUGUGUAAAAAGUGCGCCACACAAAUCUGGCAUCAUUUUCUGUGCACUUACCUCUAAUAAAAAUUGUUAACUUUAUUUGUAAAAUGCUUGUUUUCCUGUCAUUGUAAUGAUAGUUGAAGUAAAUUCAGUACCAAAAAUAACAGACUGGUAGGUGAUUACUUUUCUCUGAUUGCACCUAAUCUAGAAAAGAUGGAGGAUUUCAAAAUUAUUAUUAAUAACAAUGUUUUAAAAAUUCAUAAAUGCACCAUUAAAAAAACACUGAGAUAGAAUAAUGCACUGUGCAUACAAUCUCAAUAAGACUUCAUUCUCCUCUCCUCCCUCUGUAGCCCAUCACACUCCAAUAUAACAAUUCCAUUAUUUAGCUGCUUUGUUUGAUAGUCAACAAAAGUUUAUAGCUGAUUUUUAAAAAGCAAUCAUAUUCUAAAUGUAUUUCUUUCAUACUCCUGUCAUGUUCAGUUCCAGCAUUUCAUUAAAAUGCAAGGAAUUCUAAGUCUAGUUCUGUGAAAGCUAUUCAUUGUACCUGAUACAGAAGUAGCCUGUUGGUAAUAUGUAAAUAAAAUAAAGCAUGCUAUUUUAUUAACAUGUAUUGCUUUAUUUUAUUAAUAAAACACUCCUAAACAUGAAUGCUAUGCUUAGUUGUUUGAACAGAUGUGGAAUUUAGGAAUCCCCCCCACAAUUUCCGUACUAUCUUGUUAGGAUGUUGAAGUUAUUCAACAUACUGCUUUUUCAAAUUUCAUUGUCUUAAUAAUCAAAUGCAGUAGGUAUUCUAGAAUAUUACUCUAGAAUUCCUAAUGCAUGUAGGAUUUCUAGAAUACAAAUACACUUUGUCUUCGUCUUUGAAUGGUUGAAGGUAAUAAUUGUGAUUAGAAGUUUUACUAUAACUUUUAGUAGGUUAAAUCACUUCUUAAUACUUUACAGCUGGCAGACACACCAAAAUCUGAAAGAUAUGAGCAUGUUCUGGAGGCAUUAAAUGAUUACAAGACUAUGUAAGUUGAUAGGGUUUUUAUACACUUUUCUCUUCUUGAUUUUGUCCUGAGGUUUCUUUGAAUGAUUCCCUAAAAACAUGUCCAUGGUAGCAGCAGGAAGAGGCACUGCAAAAUUGUUUAAAGUCAAACUUGUAGUUAUUGAGAUACAAGUUAGGUGUGUAGCUGUCCUUUCCCUGCAUUUAAAGGGAAUUAAAGAAGGAACAUAAUAUUGGUACUAGUAAGUUAAAUUGGGGUUUAUGUGUAUAUCCAAAGAAACACUUUUGUAGCUUCAUGUUCUGUGUUUAAUGUUUAACAAUUUAGGUUUAUGUCUGGAAAGGAAAUAAAGAAGAAAAAGCAUUUGUUUGGUUUGAGAAUUCGUGUUCCCCCUUGCCCACCAAAUGCUGCUUUUAAGGCUGAGAAAGAGCCUGAGGGAACUUCACACGAGUUCAAAAUUAAAGGCAGAAAGUCAUCUAAACCUGUGCCUGAUCAGAGGUAAAUCAUGAUUAGUUCUCUCUUGAAGUAAAUAAAUUAUUUUACAAAUAAAUGCAUUUCCUGAUACUUUAAAUAUCCAGAUAUACAAAUUUAUUAAUGCCAGAUUAAUUACCACUGAUUUCAGUGGCAGUUUGCAGGAAUUAUGGGGGGGGGGAUUGUUUCUGUAGGAUAUCUUCAAAUAGCACUGGUUAAUAUGUUAUGCUUUCUCUUUGAAACUGAAGUUUUGCUUGAUAGAAUUAGUUUAGGCCUAGAAUAUUAACUGUUGUGCAUAAGCUAAUACUAUAAAAUGUUGCUUUAUAGGGAUAAUCCUUAUAUAAUAAGCAAAUUAAGUCAAUUGGUUGGGUUCAUAUCUGUUCAGAGAACAAAAUGUCCCUCCUGAAGAUGUCCUCCGUGGAAUCUGCAGUAUUAGACAACAGUUGCCCAGUCUUAAAUUUCUGUUUCUUGAGCAAAGUGACAUGAGACAUAGCGUGUUUAGUGAUGGCAACCUGCCUAUGAAACUCCUUCCCAAGUGAGAUUCAGUCUUCCUCCACUCUAGAAGGUGAAAGACAAUUUUAUUUGUCCAGGCUUAUUAAUCAUUGGGUAAAUUAUGGUGCCACUGCUGCUAUUUUUCUGUUUUACUAUGACUUUGUGGUUUUAAUGAUGAUUUAUUGAUGUGUAAUUUUAUUCUUUCUCAGCCACUCUGAACUUCAGAUUGGAAGAAGGGCAGGAUAUAAAAGUACCAUAUAAAUAAAGCUUAAAGUCUGACCCAGAUUGGGUACUACAUCAUAUAUUUCUAGAAUGUUUCCCCAUGUGAGUUAUGGCCUUUAUCGCAUUGUGCUAGCCUAAAAGUAUAUCAGUAUGAUGAGGAUGAAGGGCCCCAACAACAUCUGGUCCCCACACUAAAAUUCUUUCCCCAUAGUUCACAACUAACAAGAACAGCAAUCUCUGCAUUUCUGCUGCUUACAUAGGCAAGACCAUGAAGAAAGGCUCUUCUUCCUUUGCUUGGAUAAGUGGUAGCACUGCUAAUGGGGAUGCUUCUCUUUGGCAAUAGCCAUAUUCAUACAUAAAGAAAGAACAUAGUUUAAGACUACAUGAACAAGUCUCUGUGCAGCCAAGCAAAGCCUCAAGACUAAUACACUCCCAGUUCUCCUAUUAUUCAAAGACAUGCAUGUAUUCCUCCAGUGGUUAUCUUCUGGGUCCUAUUAGUGUGUAACAAAAAGUCACAACCUGAGUUUCUUAUAGAGAAAGAACUGUAUAGGUUCAGUGAAUAUAUAUUCAGGGUAGUAAUCAUGUUUAAUAAAUGAUGAUGGUAAAAAAAUGAAAUCAUAAAUAAUACUCAAACAUACAUUCUUUUGGGGUAUCUUUUAAAAACGACUGUGGGCUUCCUUCUAGGGAAGUUACUAAUGGUGUAGAACGAAAGGGGAAGAAAAAAUCUGUAGGCCGUCCACCGGGCCCAUAUACCAGAAAAAUGAUCCAGAAGAUGUCUGAGCCAUCUCUUUUAGUAAGUGGCAUUUUCAUUUACUUGCUGAUUAUUUUAUUGACUUAAAAGUGGCCAAUAUGUUAAACUGUAUUUAAAAACAAAAAUAAAAAGCUAUAUCUCCUUGAAAAGGAAAGUAUUUGCACAGCCUGAAAAGUUCUGUUCUUUUUUUUUCUCUUCCCCUUGGGAAAAGGAACCUGUUGUAGUGCAAGAAUCUCCUCCUUUGGAUUUACCUAGCACUACUGGGUGAGUAGGGGAAAUGUACUCUUAAAUUUGUAGUGUUCUUGCUUGGCUAAUGUUUGAUCAGAUCAGAUUUUAAUAUUUGAUUACUUUUAUCACAUGGCAACAUGAAAUGGCUCAGAUCUGAUGGAACUGCACAUUCAUCCAAUACCUCAGAUGUGGAAUCCACAGGUGCUGCCAGUACAAAAGAAACUACCUCAAACAGUAUUUCCAAGCAUUACAGGUACACUGCCAUUUGCUUUAUGCCGUGUACGUGUGAGUGAAAUGAUGGGUUGCAGCUGUUACUGGAAAGGUGACCCAACUAUAUGAAACACGUUGACUCGGAUUCUAAUAUAACUUCUCUCUGGAAUGUUGGCAAGUCCCAAACAUGGGGUGCUGCUGGAGGAAGAGGAGGUAAUUGCACAAAAUAGGGUCCUGAGAAAUUAGAAAGGUCACAGAAAAGUUUACCAUCCCUUCCUUUCAGCAGUCUCCUGUUCCACACCCACCAUUUGUCAUUUUGUUAAAAUUCUUUUACCACUCUUCAUUCUUUUCAGGGUUUCAAGGUAGUAUACAGUCGUAAUACAAAUACAGUAAUAGAACAACCAAUGCAGUCAAUCAAAUUGGCUUGAAACAGAGUAGCAAACUACCUGAUACUAGAAGAAUUGCAACGGUUACCAUCAGGUAGCAUGUUCUAGGGACUGUCUCAAAGUUUGGGGGUGUCAGCAGUGCAAGUCCUGUGUUGUUUUUUGAGAACCGUAUCUCUGAUAAGGAAGGCACAUGGAGGGGAAAAGAUCUUAAAACACAUACGGAUUGCUUUGUAUUUGGGUCUCAAGUUGUGCAGGAUAUAGAUACAUACCCACACAUAUACAGAAAACAAGAGAAAGUAGAAAAAUACAAACAAGAAGAAAGAAAGGGAUAUACAAAGGGUAGACUCCCAUUGUUCAGGGUUUUAUUGGUAAUUACCAGCAUCUUGCAUUGGGCCUGGAAGCAAACAGCGAUAUGUGUAAAUCGACGCUUUAUUUUGCGCAAACUGAAGCUUUGAUCACUUUAAAGGAUUGCCCCUUGGAGGGUAGUAAUACAACAGAUGUAUUGCUAUAAUCCGACUUGAAAAUUACUAGGCCAUGGAUGCAAAUUGAGGGUGGACCUCAACUAUUGCUAUUCUCCAAGGAUUUCCACUGGUGCAACAGGACAUAUCCCCACAAUUCCACCCCUGGAACAGAUUUUUGGGGCGCACAGGGGAAGAACAUUAUGUAUGGAGAAAUAGUUGCUCUGAAGGAAAGUUCACUUAAACGCUAUGUUGAAUACAACCCUCAACCUUAAAUUAUUGUUUCUUAUCUUCCGUAGUUUGUCUGAAUCCAGGAAAAGGACACGAACAGGAAGAACUUGGCCAGCUGCAAUCCCACACUUAAGGAGAAGAGGGCGCCUUCCACGUAAAGCACUCCAGAUUCAGAAUUCCGAAAUUGUGAAAGAUGACGAAGGCAAAGAUGAUUACCAGUAUGAUGAACUUAAUACAGAAAUACUUAAUAACUUGGCAGAUCAGGAGUUACAACUUAAUCAUCUUAAAAACUCCAUUACCAGUUACUUUGGUGCAGCAGGUAGGAUAGCUUGUGGUGAAAAAUACCGUGUUUUGGCACGUCGAGUGACACUCGAUGGAAAAGUGCAGUAUCUUGUGGAGUGGGAAGGAGCAACUGCCUCCUGACUGUAGUACUGAACAUGUUUGCUGCACUGUUUAUUUAUAGGCACUGUUUAUAUAAAUCAGGAGUGCAGAAGGAAACUUCUUUUGACAUUUCUAAAAAUAGAAACCAAGUUAGCCUUAACAUUUCUUUCUUAACAGUACAAAACAUUGUGCUGAAAAUUCUACCAUUUUUUAAAUGAGGCUGGAUUUUUUUAAGAUAAGGAUUUAGAUUGUUUAGGGCGGGAAUCUGGGAUUUCAUUUGCUUUUAAAUGUGCACGACUUCAGAAGAGACUUGUCUAGACAACAUUCCAUGUGGGUAGAGAAUAUUUUCUGUAGCUAGAGCAAAUUUUUAGUAAGAUUUCGUAAUCUUUUCUUACCCAAAUGUUUGCAAAAGUGUAUUUCUACUUUGACAACCCUAGAUUUUCAUAAGGUGCAGUGUAUAUAAUUCCUACUGAGGACUGUAAAAUAUUGAAAUCUUUCAAGCAAAGUGUAAAAAAAAUAUAUUGAGCUUGUAAAUUGCUCUGUGACUAGACUUUGUUGUCUUUUUAAUAUAUUCUUUGCAUGUGUGUAUAUAUACACAUACGUGUGCAUGUGUAUAUAUGUGUGUGAUUGUGACCUAUGCAAUAUAAAUUAUGGGAUUGGGCAGCUUUUGACUAUAUAUCCCAUAAUUCUUUUAUCAGGAAUAGUUGCAGUAUUUACACAGCAGCAUUUCUUCUCAGGCUUUAAUGGGUGCUGUUGUUUGCCACAUACUACAGAAUAUGUGUCAAAUGAGUGCUGUGUGUUUUGGCAGUGAGUGCAGUCGUUAAUGUCAUAUGCCUUCAGAAAAUAAUUCAGGCUGCAAUCCUCCACAUAGAGGCCCAGUGAUGAAAAGAUUUGGUAUACCUUUCAGGUUCACAUGCUCCCUCCCGGUCUCUCCUGUGCAGAUUCCCCUUCCUUUCAGCAUUAAGAUACGUUUCAGCACUACAUAUACAUAGUGCUAGAGAUCCAUGUAUAGUUGCCUCAAAGCAGAGUUUGCAAACUAGUUACAGCGAACAGUGGUUAGCGUUUAUCUUGAUGCAGGUGUAAUGUGCACCACUAGAAAGAGAAGGGAUUAGCAGGAGGGAGUACUUUUGCUAUAUCUUAGCCAAUGUUAAGAAAUGGGAAUAAUUUCACCUAUUGUGGACCAGGUUGCUUUGAGGCUGCAAUCCUGGGAGUAAGCCCUAGUGAGCUCCAUGGGACAUACUGCUAAGCAGACACGCUGAAGAUUGUGGUGUAAAUCUUCUUGAUCUAAGCAGCCUGGCUGCACAGUAUUGCAGCCUCAGUUAAUGUUGGAGAAAGUUAGCUGUCUGACACAAAUCUGAACUUGAAAAUUUGAACAUAAACUCUGGCUAGGAGAAAAAUGGAUUUGUGACACAUUGAUUGUAAAUUUUGUCUCCCAGUUAAUUAAAAAGUCUGCAGGAAUCACAAUAUUCCUUUUGUAUGUAAUGUUUUGUAGUCAUGUUUGAUAAACAUAGUUGGAGCAAAGUGUUUAAUUGCACAGGGUCAACAAACAGUAUGUUGCCACUUGAAGUAACAAUACUGCUUUUAUUACAAUAUUACCUCUUCUGUUCUUAUAAAUAUGAAUCAAGUUUUAAAUGAGUAACUUUAUUUUACUUGUAAAAUAACAAGUGUUUUUGUCGGGGCUAGAUGUAUUUUCUUCAUUGGUUUUGAGUUGUUCUUUGUUUUUUGUUUUGCCAAAGAGUGUAAACAACUACUUUUUCUGAUGGUUUCUCAUUUUACUGCCUAAUGGUUUACUGUCAGACACGAGCUUGCCAACAAAACAAAAAAUAUGACUUUAAAUAGUGAGAGGCUAUAUGGCUAAACCUAAUUGUACUAAAAUUGACUUAAAAACAAAAUGCUGUUAUGAUUGUUAAGGGAAAUAAAUCUUUUGUCACCACCUUAUAUAGCCAAAGGAAGCAUAGACAAAAUAUGUUGUUCUGUGCUUGUGGCUGGCCAGUAAACUUAUAAGCUUUACAAAGUAUACUUUUCUUUGCCUUCACUAGAAACAUGAAUCUCUUUUCCCCUCACACAGUCUUGGCUAUUAAGUUAAAGUUGCCUUGCCUAUAGCUGCAAUAUUUUGAUAAGACCCAGGUUACUUUUUGAAUGUUGGUCGCUUGGGACAAUGCAAAUUGUAGUUGUGAUGUUAACAACCAGAUUUUCAUUCAUUUUCUUUUUCACAAUCUUUGUAAUUCACAUCAAACACCAGCAGUAUUUGCAGUAGGGCUUCCAUACAAAGACAGCAGUUGGAAUUUAGUUGGGGAGAGAAAUUGACAAACUAUCAACAUAUUUUUAGCUGUUUUUGUUCUCAUUUUGUCACAGUGGUUGACAUGUUUGUAUUGCUGAAACUGUUCUCACGUUUUUAAAAUCAACAUUAAAUGUGUGUAUUUUUAAGAA
Messenger RNA from Podarcis lilfordi (Lilford's wall lizard), 21737 nucleotides. Lineage: Eukaryota; Metazoa; Chordata; Lepidosauria; Squamata; Lacertidae. The record is from the annotation of a GenBank genome assembly.